GAAUCAGUUUUCAAGGUGACUGAGUUUCUGUGCUCUGUUCGAAGCGGGUGUGUGUGACCUUAGGGAUCUUUGCCUGGAAAAUGGGACGUAAAAAAAUCGAGAUAAAAUUUAUCAACGAUGAAAAGAAUCGACUGGUCACAUUUGCAAAGCGUAAAAGUGGUCUAUUUAAAAAGGCGUACGAGUUAAGCGUAUUGUGUGAAUGCGAAAUUGCUUUACUAGUAUUCACACGCAGCAAUCGCCUUUAUCAGUAUGCUAGUGUUACGGUGGAGCAUGCUUUACAAAGAUUAAAGAAACACCAUCGUGCAAAUGAAUUCCUUAGUAAUUCUGAUAUGGAAAGGUUAACAAAUCGCCGCAUGAGAUCGAAUUGUAACGGCGGAUCCGGUGUUAUUCCGUCACAGCCUUAUUCAAAUAUGAAAAGCGAAGACAACGAGGACGAUGGCUGCGUUGACGAAGAUGAUGAAGAUGAGAAUGAUGUGGAGCAACCUUCCAUUGCAGAUAUAGAAAAGAUGAACAAUAACAAUGGUUGUGAUCAAAUUUGUCAGCCAAGUGACGAUGAUAAACAGAAGUUCGAUCAAAUUGACAUUCAAUCAAAUGUGAGAUUUGUUGUUCAACCACAGUCUACAUUUGGUAUUCAUCCUCGAAAUUCAAUAAAUACUGUAACAGAAACUCAUAUGAGACCGGUAAGCUCAAUGAGUUUACCGCCUAAUUCACUAAUUUCAUCACUAAACACAGUGGAAAAUGAAUAUUUGCCUCAUAUCCAACCUGUUCUUGUUUCUCACAUAUCAUCAACUACAAAACCUAAUUCCCCCUCUAAUUCCCAACUAAUUCAUUAUCCCAGAUCAUCACAUCAACCAAGUCUGAACUCCUCCUCAGUGUCUCCAUUCACCUGUAAUAAUAGUGUUAUAAACUCAGAGGCAUUGUUUACUAAUUUGCCAAAAUCAACUAGCCAUCUUCCUGAUCACGUAAAUAAUAUUUUAGUAUCAAAACAAUCUUCUGUGCCCUACAUUAUUCAACAUUCAUCUAAUAACCAAAUAACAUUACCAGUAGAUUGUGCAAAUUUGAAUGAUACACAUUUAGUUGACGAUAAUACUUAUAUGAAUACAUCGUUAAAUCAUUCUUUCCCGCAUACAACUGUUAUGAAUUCAAUUGCAUCGGAAAAUUUCUCUCCUACUAAUAAUACAGGUCAAAUGCAGUGUACAUUAUUGACACCAACACCGUAUACUCAAGAUUUAAAAGUUGAUCAACCUAUAUUUAUUUUAUCAUCUGUUGUAUCAAAUAAUCAUUCUAAUCAAAAUAUAUUGAAUACAAAUCUAACCUCCUCAGUGAAUAUGGAACCUGAACCUGUCAAACUUGGACCUCAAGAUUUGCCACAUUUAGGUAAUAGACAUAACUAUUCUGAUUCAUGUGAACAACACGGACAAAUGGAUGAUUAUAGAAGUGGUGUAUACGAAAAUCUUGCCAAUCACUUCACAACAAAUCCAGUUACUAAUAUGGAUAAACCUAUCAUUACUGUUUCAACUAAUAGUCCGCUUACUACACCUGUGCCCCCUAACAAACAUUAUGUUAUUUCACAACAAUGUAUGAAUUCUGAUUAUAAUCUAUCAUCGGAACCAAUGGUAAUUAUUCAGAAAAUCGAUGCACCUACUCAAACAACAUUACCUGAUAUUGUUGAUUUAGAUUGUUUGCCAUCGGCUUCAAUACCGUCAACAUUAUUGUGUAAGACUAUAACAGUGACAAAGUCAGAAGUAAGUUGUAUCAAUCAUGUCAAUCAUCUAAACAGUACUAGUACUACUGAUCCUACUAGUAGUAGUAAUAGUAAUGACAACAAUGAUAGCAACAAAAAUGUUACACAAAAUUCCUGUGAUGAAUUAAAUAUGGAAGAAGAAAAUUCACAGCAAAAAGAACAAAAACAGUCACAGAAUCAGUCACGUCAAAAAAGAAUCCCGGCAUUGAAACAUUUGAAAUUACCAUCAACUUGUAGUUCGACAGUUUUACGACAAACUAGUAUACCAAAUGGAUAUUUUUUGUCAACACCGGAAGUGAUCAAUGAACUUGGUAGAUUGAUUUGUUUCUUUGUUUGAUUUAUAUCUUUAUGAAACUUUUGUUUAGAUUUAAACGGAAAAAGAAGAUGGUUUCAGUAUAUUUCAUAUAUUGGGCUAGUAGGAUGUAACUCAGGACGUGUGUUUCACCAUACUUAAUAUUCAUUAGUUGACUAUCCUUGAAUGUCAUUUUUAAUGUUGACAUUUGGACCUGAAUCCAAUGUCUUUCAAUUCCAAUGGCCGUUGCGUUAUCGAUUGGGCUACUGAGUCUGAAUAACCACUAACUUGUCCAAUGUGUAUUAAGUUAUUACGACUGGUUUCGUAAUUUCUCAUUUUUAACGUUCAAUAGACUGUAAUCUUUAGAGCAGCAACAGUAUUACUCUAAAGCUAACUUUGUCACUAAUUUCCCCGCUUAAUUUCUAGAUGGGAAAUGGUUCAAAUUCCAAACACUUUGCAUCAUAAUUAUAGAGAAAAUCAACUUGUUGAAAAACCAAAGAUUUGAACUGGUAAUAUCAAUGUUACCUAUGAGUAGUUAGUACUGUACUUCAUGUUUAGAAAUACCGAAAAACUUUUCUAAGCCACACAAUUUGUGUGAAUAAUGUAACCUGGUUGUAAGAUCAAGUAAGCUUUAUCAAAUAAAUUAGAGUGCUACAAAUUAACAGUUUAUACUUAAUAUAUUCCUUAGUCAAUUACAGAUUGGAGAAUACAGUAUAAAACUUAACAGAUCAUAAGGUUUUUUUCGCAAGUUUGUAAAAAUAGUCUCAUUUACCUUAUUCCAUUAUCAUUUACAUUACCAGCAUUCAUAAAGAUGGUUUCUUUUGGUGUUGUAGAGAAUCAUGUUUGUCUUGUCAUUUUGUUUUAACGUUUUUUCUCAAUAAAUAUGAGUGAAUUACCGGUUGAACUCUUCCAUUCAUCAUAACUUGUAUUAUCAGACAUUUGAUCCUAAAAAGUUUUACUGUUCAUUUUAUUCUGAUUAAAUCCCCAUCUUAUCAAUAGUGGAUCUAAAUGUUCAGUACCGAUUUACUGAUUCUUAAUUUACCGUUAGGAUAAGUUGUUCAUGAAUAUUGUUCAAAUUUCUUUACGCAAUGACUUCAAUUUAUGUGUCAUUGAAAACUUAUAAGGUAUUGGAUAUCUGAAGUCUAUUGGUUAUUAAAAACUACGUACUGAUUGAAUAAUCUUCAAAUACUUAGUUUAUAACCAUAUGCUCAUUUGCAACUAGCUUCGAGGCGGAUCUUCAAAGUUCUAAUACAAAUUCGUGUCUGGUGUAGUUUAGUUGUGUCAGGAAUGAAAUAGUUAUCUUCUGAUAAUGAAAUUUAGUUAGAAAUACGCUAUUUCAUAAAUCCUCUGAAUCCUAUGGAGGAAGGUAUUUUGCAUGUUGCAAGAUAUAAAUUUAGUGGAUUCGGUUUUAUGCAAGUUCGCAGUUUCUCACCACUCCUAAGGAACAUUAAACUUGGACAAAACGGUUGUCGUUAAUCAUAGUCAAUUUCGAUCCUAGCACAGAUGUGCAUUGGCCAAAGUUUUCAUCCCCACAUUAGCAUAACGCUAUGAAAUUUACAAGAUAAUUGUCGAAAGAGUCGAAAUAAUCACGGUAAAAACGAUAAUGAGAAAGACUAAUCACUGAGAAUAUGGUUCGAGAUUUAGGAAUGAAACAAUACAGAUGAAGUAAUACUGGGACUGAAGGUCUAGAGAAAAGUGAAGAAUCAAUGCAUCUCUGUGAUCGAUUGUGAAUUACUUCGUCCAACGUCUCUAACCAUUAAUAGCGGUUUGCAUUUACCAACAUAGUUCAGUCCAACAUUCAGUGACUUCCUAGACCUGAUGCUUUCACUUAGUUUAGUCAUCCUUAGCUUUCUUUUAACUUACACCUACACUAUCUAACAUUGCCUAACAAGGUAGGCGAUAGUCAGGCAUACGUAACACAUAGUAUAACUACCUCACCCAAUGAGAAUGUACAACCUUGCCAGCUGAUUCGUUACUUUUACUUACCCUUAUCUCAACAUUUUUCACUCAAUGAUUCUGUAAGCCUAAUAUUCGUUGACUGUUUAGCCUUAAAAUUUUAUAUUCUCGUUAUUUUGGAAGUUUUAAUUCAUUCUAUUCAUUUUUAUUGUUUUUCUCGUAUUAACUUAUAGGUCGUUUAGAUGGUCAUCGAAAUACUAACAAUAACAAUGGUAAUUCAUCGACAGAUUCUCCAGAUACCCAUCAUCCACUUUGGCAUACUUUUUCUCCUGCUAAUAUAUUUUACCGGUUAGGAUUACAUCAGGUUUUAUCAUUGUCACCAGCUCCUCCAACAUCUCGAGAGCCUCCUUUAUUUCCUCUUAGUCAUAGUCCUCCUACGCCUACUUCCAUACCAUCAUCAUCGUCAUUAUCUAAUAUAAACGCUGAAAAUCAAAAUUCAUUAAUUACUCAACCUGUACUUGUUAGUCAAUCAUCAUGUAUAAAUAUGGAUACGAUUUCAGCAUAUUGUGAAUCUGAAUCUCAAAACUCACCUAAUGUGCUUCCAAAAUAUGCUAAACGAUCGAAAUACUCAUGAGAAAUAGAGGAAAAAAACAUAAUCUCAUAUAUCUACACAUAAUACACAUAUUUUCAAGAUAAGACUCUUUUUUUUUAUCUACUUUUCCCUUUUUUUACAAAUAAAAUAAAUUCAUCAAAUUUAUUUUACAUAAAGAAAUUUUUUUUCUAUUGUGUAUGCGCCAGAUUAUUAUUACAUAACAACUGGUGAGUUUUUCUUUUGUUUUCUUUUGCAUUCAUUUUAUAGUUUGUUUGUUUUGUUUUGUAUUUUUCACUUUUCUUUUCUAAUUAGAUCCCUUUAAAAUAAAGUAUCAUUAUAAUCAUCAUUGUGCAAAAGAAAUUAUUGUUUCAUGUGUUAGAAUACAUAUAGAAAUAUGUAUAAGAUAGAAGAUCAAAUUCACUAUACUGUACACAAUUUGAGCAUUUCCCUCCCUUGCCCCUCCCCAUUUUCUUUAUCUUCUAUUAUUGUUCUUGUCGAUAUUAACUACCCAUGUAUUUUAAUUAUUUUUUUAAUAUUAUCAUGCUGUUUGUGUAUCUGUACUAGUAGCAGUGAUAGUAGUAGUAGUAGAUUGAAAUAAGGUAGUUGGUGUAACUGUUGACACUGUGGUGUGUGUGUCUGUGUGUUUGUGUAUGGAUUAUUACACACUCUAGUUAUAGAUGAAAUUUUUGUUGACAAUAACUUUUGUACAAAAUUUUCAACAAAAUAGAUACUUAUUUCUUUAAAAAUUAAGAACACUUAUCAUGAUGAUGAUGAUGAUGAUAAAGAUAAUAAGGACUUCCAUAAACUAAAAAAAACGAAUUUAUUUACUUUUUACUACUUCCUUUCAGUCAUUCAUUCUAUAUUUGUUUUCGUUUUUAUUUAUUUAUUUUUAAAAAAAAGAAAAACUUUGUUCCGGUUACUGCCCAUUUCACUCACCAUAUUUUUUUAAUGCAUAGAAACAUUAUAGUCAUGUGAUUAAGUUUGAAGCCAGCUAAUUGAAAGGAAAUUUUAAUAGUAAAAGUGUGUUCGUAUUUUGUUGUUGGAAUAUUUCAUGUUUUAUUUGACGGUGAUAUUUCUUUUCUCUUGUCACUUUUGUGUUAUUUGUUUCUGUAAUUCCAUCUAUACGUUUCCUUUUUUUUCUUUCAUACACAUACACAACCUUUUGUGAAUAAGUGACUAUCAAAGACCGUAUAAUAAUUUUUUUGAACUCUUCAUUCUUCUCUUAUUGCUUUCUUUUCUUUAUUGACUCACUCUUCUAUUGUGAAUGUUUUUUAGGCACUGAUAACACUUUUUACACAUGUAUUAUUGCUUAUCAUAAAGAUUAUAUUUUUGGUCUUGUUGUAUUCUCCAACUUAGAUGGUUUAAUUGCAAAGCUAAUUUUGUCGUUCCCGACAGUAUCAUCGGCUCUUAAUUCUCUGUAGAAGUUAGCUAUUCAGUCACUCAACAGACGGUUAAUCAAUUUAUCUUAAUGAUCAUGCUUAUGAUUGGUUAUCC
This is a messenger RNA of Schistosoma intercalatum, 6018 nucleotides long. The record is from the annotation of a GenBank genome assembly. Lineage: Eukaryota; Metazoa; Platyhelminthes; Trematoda; Strigeidida; Schistosomatidae.